Molecule: messenger RNA, 9294 nt
Organism: Anopheles nili
Lineage: Eukaryota; Metazoa; Arthropoda; Insecta; Diptera; Culicidae
Gene: pcx
Product: protein pecanex
Exons: 10
Coding region: 1-9294 (3097 amino acids)
Biological process (GO): endoplasmic reticulum organization
Cellular component (GO): endoplasmic reticulum; membrane
Source: RefSeq, a predicted model, not a curated record
AUGGGUUCACAGACACUGAAAAUCCUGCGCCAGGGGGUGCUGGCCAGCCUAACCGGCGGCUGGUACUACGACGUGCAUCAGAAUGUCUUCUGCAAUGCCGUACAUCUGUACAUCUGGCUGUUUCUGUUAUUUCUUCCGUUCAUCAUCUACAUGUACUUCCCUACCACUGUGGCCGUGUGGAGCAUUUACUGCGUGCUGAUCGCCAUCAUCAUAACGUUCUUCAAGAUGGUGAAUGUGGCGUUGCAUCGAAUGUACGACCGGGCACGUACCCUGUCCGAGACGAACCUAAAAAAACCGGGCAGUGCCGGUUCUAAGGCACCCCGUGAGGCAGGUGCCGGCAUUGGUGGCUCGGGGGACGACGAACCCGGCAUCGAGAUGCAAAUCCUUGGCACGGUGGAGGUGGUCGGUGGAACGCCCCCGGUGAACGUGUCCUCACGCACCUCGGUCGAACAUCACAGCGAUGAGAACAGCUACGCCAACAGUGCAAUCUCGAUCGAUUACCAGGAGCAGGUGACGAGUACGAUCGAUCUGAAGGUGGACGUGCACCGCAAGAAUAGCUCCGAGUCGAGUGACAGCGGGUUGAGUGGUGCUGCAGCGCGUCCGGUUGGGAGCAGUUCCGGUACGGGGACAGCAGCACCUGGCGGAAGCAAUGGAGGAGCCAGUGACAUUAGUACCGUCGUUGCAUCGGCCGCUUGCAGUGAUGCUUGCUUCCGGAGCGAUCGAGUGGCGGAAGCAAACAAUGAGACACCUUUUGGAGUACCGAUCGUACGCUUUGGGGGUUCGGUACCGACGCACACGGGCGAGGGUUGUAGUAGCGGGACGCACAAGCGGUCACUUUCCACACCCAACCAGGACCGCUUUUCGGAGAUGGUGUUCGAGACGGUGAUGCGCGAAAUGACGCGCGAGUAUGGCGAUCUGCCGCUCGCGGGGACUGUCGGUGGAGCGAGGGGCGAUGCCGGAAUCCCCUCGCGGAUGCUGGAAGCACAAUCGAACGCAUCGCUCCGGCGGCAUCAGUACAAAUCGAAGCGAAAGCAGCGCUUUAUGAACAGCCAGUUACAGCGGCAAAUAUCGCUCGAUUCGGAGAAGCUGAGUGGCAGCAAUGUGUUUGCGGAUGAGCUAAAUUUGGGCGGUCAAAUCGGUGGUGAGGUGACGGAAGGUACGCGCAAUCGACGCCGGCCGGGAGUUGGCCCGGCUACGGAAGGACUCGAGGGUGCAGUGCAGCUGCAGCGGCACCUUAGCUCAGAUGACCAGAAUAACAAAUCGGCUGGGUCGCUGUUCCACCAUCAGCUGCAUCAUCAUCAUCAUCACCACCAUCAUCACAUGCUGGCGAUGCAGAACCGUGAUCCGGACAUGUACAUGGACCACAGCUACACGAAAUCGGCCGUCCAGCUUGCGAUAGCGGACACGGGUAGUGGAAACGACUCCGCGGGCAAAAUCACCUACCAUCUGCACCAAGCUACACCCAUUCGACGGGAUUCCAGCAGUACGAUGUCCGCGCUGCAGCUGCCAACGAUGGCUAGUAGCAGCAGUGGGGCGGUGGGUGGUAAUCAUACGAGUGGAGUCGUAGGGGAGAGCGUCGGGGGAACGAGGACAGGAAUGGGACGAAGUAUCGGUAGCGCAGGGGGUAGUAAUAAUGCGUCCGGAAAGCGACGCCGGCAUUCGAAUGCCACUAACGGUGGAAGUGGAACGGCCACAGGACGACCGCUUCCUCGAUCGCUAACGUCGGUGAGGCGGAUAAAGAGUGCCGCGUUGGAGACGUGCAGUCCAGCUUCGAUCCCGAACCUCACACCAACACACCCGAACAGCGUGGAGGUGAUCGGAGGCCAGACGCUGCGUAACCCGCGCCACACGGUGCUACCCCCGCCCAGCAAGUGCUUAUCACGAAAUCCGUACCUGAACUUGUUUACGAAAUCGAACGAUGGCAGCACCGGAACCGGUCUGGUGGAUGUGUGCGGUGGCGGUGGUGGAACCAGUUUCGGUGGCGCAACUGAAGAAGGAGUGGUGGAUGAGCUGACGCUACCCGGAACGACGGGAGCCGGUGGGAGUGAACCCGUGUACCCGAUUGCGGAACAAUCGGAUGAGAGCACUCCGGUCAAGGGAAAUGGAGGUGCCGCUGGUGGGCGUGUGUACGAGAACUCUCCACCGGUGCAGCGGUUUGAUUUGCAUUCCGAUUCCGACCAGGAUGGUGGCCUAGUGGACGACGAGGACGAUGAUGAGGACGAUGAGGACGAGGAUGAAGAUGACGAGGUGGUGGACGAAGAUGAUGAUGGCGAAGAGGCAGGGGACGAUGGCGAGCUGGACGACGAUCGUUCCAGUCUGACUGUUGAGGAUGUAGCACCAGCGAGUGACGCGUAUUAUGCCAACAAAGACCUGAAAAAGGACGACCGAACGAUAGGCGAUAGUGAGGAGGAUCUGACGCUUCACGAUCGGAUUCGCCGGUUGCAUCAUCAGCAGCAGGCGGAACAGAAACGGAGAGUUUCGGAAGCGGACGGUGUGCCGGGUGACGAUCGCAUCGAGUCGGAUGUGGAGCACCAGGAUUGUGGGUUGCAGUCGACGGAUUCGGACACGGAAACGAAUGCCGGAUCGAGAUCGCCCUUACUGGAACCACGCGCUCAUCGUACUAACUCCGAGCAGCAGGUUGGCACGGUCGGGAUGUCGGCGAUCGUGGAAGCGCGUAAUGCAGCCUGCUGCACCAUAGUGCCUCAGAAGAUGAUCGGUAGCGAGGUGAAGAAAACGUCCUCUAGCCCGACGAUCAGCUGCAGCGAGACGGCGCAUCUUCAUCAACACCAUCAUUUGCUUCGAUCGCCGAUGAAAGCGUUCGACGAGACCGGUUGCCAUUCGUCAAGCGACUGGGAGCAGGCGAGCGCUAGCUCAAAGGAUCUGCUCAUCACCAAGGAUAGCAAAGUGCCAAAGAGUGGAACCGACGGGAGCGGAUCUCCACCGAAGACGGUCGCUGCCAGUGAAUCCGAUCCGCAGAUUCCCGGCUGCAGCAAAACGAGGACGCACGAUGAGCCGAGCGCGGCGGGUGUGUCUGAGGAAGAGGCAGCCGGUUCCCUUUCGGUGACGCAAUUGCAGCAACCCCCGCAGCGGAAUCUUGGCGCGAUACCAAAAACUUCACCUCCCGGACGGAGUGCUAGUGCACGCCGGUUAAGCGUGGAGGAAAACUAUCCCACCACGAGCAGCAAGAUCUACAACCGAUCGCUUUCCCAGCGGUUGUUGGCCGAGCGAAUACCGGAAAACUCGACGGCCGCACCGUUGAUCACGUUUCUCAACUAUCGCUCGGACGUGCCGAUUCCGCCGAUCUAUUUGCCUGGUAACCGAACGCUUUCCGAGCAGCAAACGGCCAGUUUAACGUUUCGUCGGCCGGCGCCCUUACCAGCACGCCCUUAUCGUCAGCUAAACUGUCGCCUACGGAUGCUUAAAUCAACCGACGGUGGAACGACGAAUGACGGUGGUACUGCGUCGUUGUCGCAUGCCGGUGCGGCGACUUCCGCCGGAACUGCCGGAGGUGACUACUGGAGGGAUGACGACAAUAACAACUGCAACUAUUGCCUGGAUGCGCUCGAACACCAGCAAGCUCGGUUGCAGUCCCUAGCGGCGGCAGCGGCAGCAGCCGGAAGCAACGGAAAUGCCAUCGGCGGGGCCACCGGAAACGGAUCGAGUGGAGCUCGGGGUGGCAUCUGCAACGAUGCACUGAUGCCGGGAACCGUCGGGGAGGUGCCUUUGAAUUUCUACGUCACGGAUGAUUCCGACCGCUGGCUGCGUUGUGCCGCGAAUGUGAUAAAGGAGCGUUUUGGUGCGCUGAACCACAUGCAUGCUCAUUACCACAUGCAUCAUCAUCAUCUGCAUCGUCGUACGAUCAGCAUCAGUGGUCCUUCGACGAGCGGUGCUGGUGUAUCGGGUGUGGCGAUUGGCGGUAUGCCUGGCAGCAGUAGCGGUGGUGUUGGUGGAUUAACAUCAGGUGGUCCAACGGCAGGGACCAUCUCUUCCACGGGAGAUGACUUUAACACGGCUUCAAUCAACUCGGGCAGUGGCAUCGUGGAUAAAACGAUCGUCGCCUCCACUGAAUGCAGUCUGUCGAGGGCCCACAGCACCAUCGACGUGGUGCCACACUCCAUGUUCGGUGAGGGUGGCCCAAAGCUGCGGCCAAAGCGGUACUACAAGUUUUCGCUGAACUUCCUGUGCUUUCGGGAGCAUCUGAACAUAUCGAUGAACCGGUUGCAGCUGUUGGCGUUGUUCGAUCGCGAUACAAGCUGGGUGCAGGUGGUUCUAGCGAUCGCCCUUUGCACGCUCGUGUCCCUGCUGGGUUCACUGGUGCUGUACCUGAAGUUCUACGAGGAUCUGUACGCGUUCAUAUUCUGCUUCGUGAUUGCCGGCAGUCAGUACUCGUUGCUGAAGAGCGUGCAGCCGGAUGCGGCCUCUCCGAUACACGGGUUCAACAAAACCGUCACCUAUUCGCGCCCGAUCUACUUCUGUUUGUGCUGUGGAUUGCUGCUGGGCGUACAUCAGCUACUGCAGGAGUACGAGCUGGUGCUUGACCGCGAAAGCACUUCGAUCGUGCUGUUUGGUUUUCCGAUCUCGGUGGUAGCCUUCCUGCAGUCUGCCCAGAGCGUGCUUUCGGUCGUGAUACUGUCGUUUCCGUUCCUGUUCAGCUUGGGAUUAUUUCCACAAAUCAACACGUUCACGAUGUACUUCUUGGAGCAGAUCGACAUGCAUCUGUUCGGCAGCAACGCGUCCUGCAGUUUACUUGCAUCCUUUCUAUCCGUGGUGCGGUCGUUCGUCGCUUGCACGCUGCUGUUCGGGUUGGUGUAUGGCGCACUAUCGGAAACCGGAACGCAACACGUGCUAUUCUCGAUGUACUGUGCGUUUUUGGUGAUGGUAUCCUAUCACCUGUCACGGUGUGCUAGCGAUUACACGUACAUCUGGGCUGUGAUCAAGUCGAGCUUGUUGGCCCACUCCGACUAUGAUGAUUCCUCGAGCAAGGAGGAUUCGAAGAUAUCAUCCGACUCGGGUGAUGAUGCGAAGGACGAAGCACAGCGGCAAUCGACCGGGGAAGGUGCUGGCGGAUCGGCCCGUUCGACUGACGAGAUGAACCGCGAUUACGACGAGGAAGCGGGCCGUGAGGCGAACGCAAAAGAACUCGAUGAUCCACUGCCAAGGAAGCUGCAGGAUACGGUGACAGCUAGACUGAAGAACGAUGCCGUCGUGUGCGUGGUGCUGUCGGUGGCCAUGUUUAGCCUGCACUGUAGCACGGUGUUCACGGUGCUGCAACCGGAGAUCAAUCACGUGCUGCAUUCGGGUGCGUGUAUCCUUGGCUUUCUGAUACACUACAUCGUGCCGCAGCUGCGCAAACACUUGCCAUGGCUUUGCAUUGCCAAACCGAUCCUCAAGCCGGAAGAGUUCGGUCUUUUCGAGGUGCACAAAAUCUCCAACAUCAUGUGGUUCGAGAAGAUGUACGUGGUGCUGUGUUUCUUCGAGCGCAACAUACUUUACCCGUUGAUAUUCGUCAGUGCGCUGACGGCCGAUUGUGGUUUGGUUGUGGAAAAGUUCGGUUUAACGUUUGGGUCGAUCCUGAUCGUAAUGUGCAGCCUGAAAUGUGUCCGCAACGCGUACUCCGACACUGGCAGUCAGUAUGUGAUUCUCAUAUUUACUGUGCUGUUCUUUCGACUGGAUUACAAAAUGUCAAGUGAAACGUUUCUUUUGGAUUAUUUUUUGAUUUCGAUACUGUUCCGAAAGAUUGCGGAAUUUUUGCUAAAGCUACAAUUCGUUGUAACGUACAUAGCACCGUGGCAGAUAACGUGGGGCUCAGCUUUCCAUGCGUUUGCCCAACCAUUCAGCGUUCCACACUCGGCUAUGUUGUUCCUGCAGACGGCAAUCAGUGCUAUACUCUCAACACCACUCAAUCCAUUUCUUGGAAGUGCCAUAUUUCUCACCUCAUACGUACGCCCGAUUAAGUUCUGGGAGCGCGACUAUAACACACGCCGUAUUGAUCAUUCUAAUACUCGAUUGAGCUCGCAGCUAGAACGCGACCUCGGUGCGGAUGACAAUAAUCUGAACAGCAUAUUCUACGAGCACCUGACCCGAUCGUUGCAGCAUUCACUGUGCGGAGAUUUGCUUAUGGGUCGAUGGGGCAACGUGAGCCAAGGAGAUUGCUUCGUGCUUGCCUCAGACUAUUUAAACUGCCUUGUGCACAUCAUCGAGCUCGGCAACGGACUGUGUACGUUUCAAAUGCGUGGGCUCGAAUUCCGUGGCACCUACUGCCAACAGCGUGAAGUCGAAGCAAUCUCGGAGGAAGUGGAAGAAAAUAUAGGAUGCUGCUGCUGCACAAUCGGCCACUUGCCGCGUAUGUUAAGUGCCAAUGCCAUGUUCACGACGCGCUGGUUAGCUUGGCAGGUGAUGGCGUCAAAGUAUGUGCUAGAGGGUUACUCAAUUUCCGAUAACUCGGCCACUGCCACCAUGCAGGUGUUUGAGUUUCGCAAGGUGUUGAUCUCAUAUUACGUUAAGAGCAUCAUCUAUUAUACACUCCGGUCGCCAAAGCUGAUGAGCUGGUUGCAAUCGCAGGCGAUUGAGGAAGCGCUCGAACACACAACAGAUCGUCAGUUUGUGGAUUUGGAUCCGGUUUUCAACAUCAAUCUAGACGACGAUUAUGAUUCCCGAGCGGCUGGCAUUACGCGUCUCAGCUUCUGGUGCGUUUACGGUGAUUGGAUACAAUUUUGCAGUGAUAAAAAGCGCCAACAGCUACAGGCGGCACAGAACGAGCGUACACCGAAAAAAGGUGCGACUGGUGCUGCUUCGUCUGCGGCCACUGGGGUUGGAGCUGCUGGAGGGACCACUACCGUCCCUACUGGGAGUGCAACAUCGGCUAUGAACUGUGCCGUUUCAUCAUCAACGAACGUUAACGGCGGUAAGGCAGACAAUAGUAACAGUCAGGCUGAUAAACCAUCUUCGGGAGACACGGCUGCGUCCGGUUCAACAAUGUUGGAUGGUUGGAUGGAAACGGGUAUGGAAACUGGUGCCAAUAAGGCCGAAUGUGGCGAAUCUAGUGGAACUAAUGGCAACAACGGCGCUGCGGGAAUGCUCUCGAACGGAGCGUCUGGUGAAUCGCAGGCGAAUGGUGUUGGUCCUUCCAACACAACAACGAAUGGUUCAACGAAUAAUUCGACGUUUUUUAAAUCGAAUCGCGAUUCGCUGGUGACGUCGUUGUGUAUGUCGUUAGCACUACUGGCUCGUCGUACGCUGGCUACAGCAAGUCACAGCUCGUCGUGUGGCGUAGAGUUUUUCCUGCAUGGGCUGCAUGCGCUGUUUAAGGGAGAUUUUCGAAUCACAUGUCCCCGCGACGAAUGGGUAUUCGCAGACAUGGAGCUGCUACACGGUGUCGUCGCGCCGGCUGUACGAAUGUCGUUAAAGCUCCACCAGGAUCACUUCCUCUGUCCGGAUGAGUACGACGAUUUCAACACCCUGUACAAUGCCAUCGAUUUCCACACGAAGGAGCUUGUCAUAUCGCACGAAGCAGAUCCGCUCUGGCGUAACGCCGUGCUUCGAGGGACACCGAAUCUGCUUGCCCUGCGGCACGUGAUGGACGAUGGAUCGGAUGAGUAUCGUGUGAUCCGGCUGACCAAGCGCUUUCUGACGUUCAGAGUCAUCAAGCUGAACCGAGAGUGCGUGCGAGGACUGUGGGCUGGACAGCAGCAGGAGCUGAUUUACCUGCGCAAUCGAAACCCCGAGCGAGGCAGUAUACAAAAUGCAAAGCAGGCGUUGCGAAACAUCAUCAAUUCGUCGUGCGAUCAACCGAUCGGUUACCCCAUCUACGUGUCACCAUUGACGACGUCGUAUGCCGAGACAAACGAGCAGCUGUGUCGCAUUAUCGGCGGGGAGAUAACGCUGGAGAAAAUCCAGUUAAUGUUGAUUCGCAGCUGGAAGCGCAUUCGACAGCGCUGCCGGGAAGGUUGUAGCAGCGGUAGUGCCGUCAUUGAUGGUGAAAUGACGGAAAUGCAGGGUGUGUACUGCAACACUCCGACACCGAAUAAUACGCUUUCAGGAACGGCUGGCACUCUCUCGUACGGUAGCCAGAACAUAUCGAUUUCCGGUGCCGCCGCAAACCGGGGCAGUAUGGCCAGCAUCAACAAACCGACCAGCUCGACGUUGCUAGCGAGCUUUCUGAUACGCGAAAGGGACGCCGAACGGGAAGCCAUGGCGAUGGGGACGACAGGCGUCCGUGAACGGAGCACAAUAGCGAAGCGAAAUCUUGGCAGCACGAGCAAGGAUCGCAUCGACUGGGCCGCACUGCAGAUAAACAAGCGUGAUUCAUUCCGGGAGGUGUUGGCCGAAACGAUAGCAGCAGCUGCCGGUGGUAGCGGAAACGACAGCUCAGCUGGGGCGGACGAUGAAAGCCAGAGUACUGCCGGUGGCAGUCCUUGCUCGACGCUGAAGCCUCAGGGAAGCGUCGAGUCGACUUCUGGCCUAGCAAGUGGUUUCGUUCACAAGCCACCCAUUCCAUCGUCCAUGCUCUCUAGUGGUGCGUCAGGUUUUAGCUCGGCAUUCGUUGGUGGCAGUGGGCUGGCCGCGGGAAGUCGCAUUCCUGGGGUGCCCGGUACACUGACGUUCACGUUGCCACCGCUGGACGACGGUCCUAUCCUGUUUGCAAUGGCGGAGGGGUCGUCAGAGGAUCCAAAAUCGAACCUUCACUGGUUCACACACUCGCCUCCGACAAUCGGGCUCAACAAGAAAGUAAUUAUUGUCGAUGCGACGCAGAUAUACGAUUGCCUUGAUCUGGGUCGACGAAUAGAUGUAACAUGGCCUAAUGAACAAUUCCGCUCGAGUGGAGGCCGCUCGUCGUGGAAGGACUGGAGCCCGCAAGAGGGCAUGGUCGGUAAUGUCGUCCACUACUGGCAACCUAACCAUCCAAAUCAUCACUUCCGCUCGAAUGUGAAUCGCACCAUCUUGCUGGUGAAGAUCGGCGAACGGCACGUUCCGAUCGGUGAAAAAGGUAUUAAGGAGUACAACACGAUUGGCUUGCCUGCCGCUGAAGCUGUUCCAGUGGAUGAUUCUGUCGCCGGUAGUGCAGUGCCUGCAAGACAGCAAUCUAUUGACGCCAGUAGCGCAGAGCCAUCCGCUGUCCGCUCAUCCGUGGAAACGUCCAUGACCGACCGAAAUGAAGCGGCGAAUGAAAGUGAACCACAAAUUACAUCAACCACAGGUGAAACUGCUGAGUGCAGCAGUGAUGCACAAACCGCGGAGUUGGAAAGCAUCGAGCAGGAAUCGUCACCUUUGGAAGUGGCACCAGCAAAAACCUAA